CGGCAGAAGGAAGAGGUGGAGCAGCAUCUGAAAGAAUCUAAAAGUGAAACUUAAAGCAAGUUUCUCUUCAAAAGUGCAUCAAACUGUGCUCAUCCAGCCUUUCUCAGCAGCACAGCAGAGCUUCUGUCCAACACUGAGUGCAGACAUGUCUGCUGCCAGCUGUCAUCUAUCGAAUGAUCAGUUUCUGUGCUCCAUCUGUCUGAAUGUCUUCACUGAUCCAGUCUCCACACCAUGUGGACACAACUUCUGCAAAAACUGCAUCAGUCAACACUGGGAUAUUAGUGAGAGGUUUGAGUGUCCCAUGUGUAAAAAGGUGUUCUACACAAAAACUGAGCUGCAAAUCAACACUUUCAUCUCUGAGAUGGUUUCUCAGUUCAGAUGUGAAGCUCAGCAGAAAGUCAACAGCAGCAGCUCAGAGCAACAAGCUGCCAAACCAGGAGAAGUUCCCUGUGACAUCUGCACUGGAAUCAAACUGAAGGCCCUGAAAUCCUGCCUGGUGUGUCUGGCCUCCUACUGUCAGACUCACCUGGAGCCUCAUCUGACAAUGAAAGGUCUGAAAAGACAUCAGCUGAUUGACCCUGAUGAGAACCUGGAAGGCAGGAUGUGUAUGAAGCAUGAUAAACCUCUGGAGCUGUUCUGUAAGACCGAUCAGACAUGUGUCUGCAUGCUCUGCUCUGUUAUAGACCACAAGACCCAUGAGUUUGCUCCUCUGAGAGAAGAAUAUGAAGGAAAGAAGGCAGAACUGGGGAAGACUGAAGCUGAAAUUCAACAAAUGAUCCAGAAGAGACGACUGAAGAUUCGAAAGAUCAAAAAGUCAGUGAAGAUGAGUACAGCUGCUGCAGACAGAGAGAAAGCAAAAGGUGUUCGGGUCUUCACUGCUCUGAGGAAGACUCUCAGGAGACGUAUGAACGAGCUCAUAAAGGAGAUGGAAGACAAACAGGAAACAACAGAGAAACAGGAUGAAGGUUUCAUCAAAGAUCUGGAACAGGAAAUCUCUGAGCUGAUGAAGAGAAGCUCUGAGGUGGAGCAGCUCUCACACUCUAAAGAUCACCUCCACCUCCUCCAAAGAUUCUCAUCCCUGAAAGCUGAUCUAGCCACCAAAGACUGGACAAAGGUCAGUAUCCAUCCACCAUCAUAUGAGGGAACUGUGGUGAGAGCUGUGGAUCAGCUGAAGGAGACACUCGGUAAAGACAUGAAGAAGCUGUUUGAGGCUGAGCUGAAGAGGGUCCAGCAGUAUGCAGUGGAUGUGACUCUUGAUCCUGAUACAGCACAUCCUAAUCUCAUCCUGUCUCGUAAUGGAAAACAAGUACAUUGUGGUGAUAGAAGGAAGAAACGUCCAGGCAACCCAGAGAGAUUUCUUGUGUUUCUUUGUGUUUUAGGAAAGCAGAGUUUCUCUUCAGGCAGAUUUUUCUUUAAGGUUCAGGUUAAAGAAAAGACCAGAUGGAUAUUAGGAGUGGUCAAAGAGUCAGUCAACAGGAAGAAAAAAAUCACACCGAGUCCUGAGAAAGGUUACUGGACUGUAUCAGUAUAUGAAAACAUUUGUGUUGCUCUUGAGGAUCCUGAAGUCCGUCUCCCGCUUCAGUCUGGUUUUGAGAAAGUGGGGGUGUUUGUGGAUUAUGAGGAAGGUCUGGUCUCCUUUUAUGAUGUAGAUCAUGCAGCUCUUAUCUACUCCUUUACUGGCUGCUCCUUCACUGGGAAACUCUACCCAUUCUUCUGUUCCGGUGUUAAUGAUGAUGAUGAUAACUCUGCACGUCUGAUCAUCUGUCCUGUCAAUCAGUCAGUCCGAUCUUUUUCCAUGAGGAAAUUUGAAUAAUUAGAGAUUCAUCUCAACAUUUAAGCCAACACAAAGAAGAAUGGUUGCCUUAAAUGGUUAGAUGUUGCAGAACAAGCUAAUAAGCUGACCUUUAUUUUAUUGUUUUGUUAAACUGCUUACACUGUUUACCCAAGAAGUCCAAUCUGACAAAGAAUAAACUCUCCUUUUCUCUUCUUUCAGUGUUUAAAGACAAAUAUACUGAUCGGUCAUUUUUGCUUAAAUCACUUGCACUACUUAGAAACGUGCAGACAUAAGAUUAAAGGAAUGUGAGGGGCCAGAUGUAGUUAACUGGCACCUGAUAUCAGUCAUGACCACUUCUUAGCUCAGUUCCUGCAAUACAAGCAGUUUUUCCCCAGCAGUUUUAACCAGUCAAAUAGAUGGUCAUUCUCAAAUAAAAAUUUGUGAAGUGCUAAGAGACGUUUCUCUCUUUUCGGUAGUUGGCCGCAGCUGAUUGCUCACAGACUGUGGCUUCCAUGUACAUGUUCAUAUCUGAUCACCCAAUGCUUUAAUAAAUAAUAAUUAUA
Molecule: messenger RNA, 2337 nt
Organism: Oreochromis niloticus (Nile tilapia)
Lineage: Eukaryota; Metazoa; Chordata; Actinopteri; Cichliformes; Cichlidae
Product: E3 ubiquitin-protein ligase TRIM21-like
Exons: 2
Coding region: 146-1813 (555 amino acids)
Molecular function (GO): zinc ion binding; protein binding
Source: RefSeq, a predicted model, not a curated record